AUGGCGCCUCCAACAAUCGCUUCUUGCUUAUACUCUUUGCUGUUCCGGGAGACCUUCGCCCUCACCAUCAUAGUGGGCGCCCUUUUCUUCGAGCGCGCCUUCGAUCAGGGCGCAGACGAGAUCUACGAGCACAUCAAUGAAGGGAAGCUGUGGAAACACAUAAAACACAAGUAUGAGAACAAGGAGUGAUCCCUGGCCGCAAGGGGCCUCAAGGGACAGUCCCAUCCGCCAGCUGUCA
Molecule: messenger RNA, 238 nt
Organism: Acomys russatus (golden spiny mouse)
Lineage: Eukaryota; Metazoa; Chordata; Mammalia; Rodentia; Muridae
Product: cytochrome b-c1 complex subunit 9-like
Exons: 1
Coding region: 1-189 (62 amino acids)
Biological process (GO): mitochondrial electron transport, ubiquinol to cytochrome c
Source: RefSeq, a predicted model, not a curated record